Messenger RNA from Geodia barretti, 477 nucleotides. The record is from the annotation of a GenBank genome assembly. NCBI's taxonomy places the organism in Eukaryota, Metazoa, Porifera, Demospongiae, Tetractinellida, Geodiidae.
CUGAUCGUCAAUCCGUCCCGCGUCUUCACUCUGGCCGAGCUGCAGGCGGCAAUGGCCGAAUACCGCUCCGCCUGGAAGGCCGCCGGCCAUCAGGGAGAGGGCAAGGUGGGCCUGCGGGUGCCAAUCUAUGUCCAUGAGGACGCCGAACUGGCUUACCGCAACCCCAAGGAAUCCGCGAUGAACUCGAUGUCCCGCCUGGGCGAGCGCGUCGGUUCCUAUGCCGGCCGCACCGGAACCCUGGGCGACUGGGCCGAGCAGAGCCGCCGGAUCCUGGGCAUGGACUACGACGACUGGUUGCGCGACAAGGUGGUGUACGGUACGCCCGACUCGGUCACGGAGCGGUUGGCGGAGCUGGAGGAGACCCUGGGGCUGGACCAGCUGAUCUACGAAAUCAAUUACGGCAACCUGAUGCCCGACGAUAUGCAGACGGCGUCCCUGCGCCUCUUCAACAAGAAAGUCUUGCCAAAACUGACAUGA